UUUUUCGAUGUUUUGCUUUUGGAUCCGCUGUCAACAAAGGAGUGCUUGUCAAAGUCUUAUCGACAGAUUAAAUGGAGAAAAUCAAAGUCUAAAAAGCAUGAUAUAACAUAACAACACUGUUUUUUAAAUGUUUGUCGUAAAUUUAACCUUGGAAAACAAAAUGAUCGAGUUAAAAAAGUAUUAUCAGUCUUUAAAUUUUGUUGGUUCGUGUUGUAUGGCUGUAACGCUACCCUGGAUCGUUUUUAAGGUUUUUAGGGCUAUUUAUUUGCAGAGGAGUCACAACAGCUUAAUAGGAAAGAUUGUUGUAAUAACCGGGGCCAGUUCAGGUUUAGGUGAAGCCUUAGCUCACGCUUUUUACAAAAGAGGUUGCCAGGUGGUGUUGUGUGCUAGACGAAGGCAAGAAUUAGACAGAGUACGCACAGAAUUGCUUCAAACCCACUGCACGGUGCAAACAUUUCCGCCUAUAAUAAUACCUUUGGAUUUAAGCGAAUACAACAACUUAUCUCAACAUGUAACAAAAAUAUUAAGCAUCACAGGGCACAUUGAUAUCUUAAUUAACAAUGGGGGGGUUUCUCAUAGAGGACAUGCAGUCUCUACAAAUGUUGAUGUUGAUAUGAAAAUUAUGUUGGUGAAUUAUUUUGGUUCAAUAGCUCUAACAAAAGCUGUGUUGCCUAGUAUGAUAAAGAAAAACCAGGGCCACGUGGUUUUCGUGAGUUCCAUUCAAGGGCUGGUGGCACUUCCCGAGCGCUCCGCCUACUCCGCCUCCAAACACGCGCUUCAAGCCUUCGGCGACAGCCUAAGGGCGGAAGUGGCCUCUAAAAACAUAUCGGUGACGGUCGCUAGCCCGGGCUACAUAAAAACCAGGCUGUCCUUGAACGCGCUGACGGGCAGCGGCGCCGCGCACGGGCAGAUGGACAAAAGCACCGAAUCCGGGUAUUCCCCCGAGUUCGUUUCAGAGCGCAUCUUCACCGCCGUGGCCAGGAAGGAAAAGGAGCUCGUGAUUUCUACGAUGCUGCCGAAGGUGGCGAUUUUUCUGAGGAAGUACCUGCCCGCGCUGUACUUUUUCGCGAUGGAGAAGAGGGCGAAUAAGGCGGACUUUAUCGAGGAGGCGACGACGAAAUAAAAUGCCGCGCGAAAUGAAUGUAUUUAUUUAUAUGUUUAACAAGAACAUUUACAAACGGUAAUUUUUAUAAUUUACAUCUUUUUAGUACCUACUAGUCAUUUUAAGCACUCACUACAUACAUGGUUGUGUAUUUUAUAAAAUUUUAGCACAUUUUGACAGAUUUUUAUGUGUUUUAUGAGCAAUUCGAGGUAAUUUGUUAAAUAAAUGUUAUGUAAUAUA
Brassicogethes aeneus is the source of this 1342-nucleotide messenger RNA. The record is from the annotation of a GenBank genome assembly. Lineage: Eukaryota; Metazoa; Arthropoda; Insecta; Coleoptera; Nitidulidae.